Morchella importuna is the source of this 1206-nucleotide messenger RNA. RefSeq lists its product as uncharacterized. The transcript has 3 exons. The coding region runs from base 1 to 1206 and encodes 401 amino acids. Gene Ontology annotation, molecular function: histone deacetylase activity. Lineage: Eukaryota; Fungi; Ascomycota; Pezizomycetes; Pezizales; Morchellaceae. The record is from RefSeq and is a predicted model, not a curated record.
AUGACAAUCAAGGUUUCAUACCAUCACAAUGCAGAAGCUGAGAACCAUCACUUCGGAACCGCCCAUCCCAUGAAGCCAUGGAGAUUGACUUUGACAAACCAACUGGUGCUCGGAUAUGGGCUACAAAAAUACAUGGACAAUUACUCUACCCGUCCCGCGGCGGAAGACGAACUGCGGGAGUUUCAUGGUUCUGACUAUCUUGAUUUUCUCAAACGCGUCACCCCCGAAAACACCGAAAAGUUCUCCGCCGACCUCGCAAAAUUCAACAUCGGCGACGACUGCCCCAUCUUCGACGGCAUCUGGGACUACUGCACGCUCUACGCCGGCGCCUCUCUCGACGCCGCAAAAAAACUCAUCAACGGCCAGUCCGACAUCGCCAUAAACUGGUCCGGCGGCCUGCACCACGCCAAAAAGUCCGAAGCCUCCGGCUUCUGCUACGUCAACGACAUUGUGCUCGCGAUCCUCCAGCUGCUGCGCGUGCACCCGAGAGUGCUCUAUAUCGACAUUGACGUGCACCACGGCGAUGGCGUCGAGCAGGCCUUCUUCUCGACGGAUAGGGUCAUGACGCUCUCGUUCCACAAGUAUGACAAGGACAACUUCUUCCCGGGGACGGGGAACUGGGACGAUGUGGGUGGUGGGCCCGGGAAGCACUAUGCGCUGAAUGUGCCGCUGAAGGAUGGGAUAGAUGACGACUCGUACAUUCGGCUGUUCAAGGGGAUCGUGGGCCCAGUGGUCGAGACUUAUCGCCCGAGUAGCAUAGUGUUGCAGUGUGGAGCGGAUUCGCUGGGGUGCGACAGGUUGGGCUGCUUCAAUCUCAAUAUCAAGGCCCACGGGGCGUGUGUGGACUUUGUGAAGAAGCUGGAUCUGCCAUUACUCGUUCUGGGCGGCGGUGGUUAUACGCCAAGGAAUGUUUCAAGGCUUUGGACAUACGAGACUGCAAUAUGCCUAGACAUUUCCGUAGAAGACGAGCUCCCCGCGCGGACACCAUACAGGGAGUACUUUGGGCCAGACUACAAGCUCCACCCGACGCUCAGCAAAGAGGGCAGGUACGAGAACAAAAACACAAAGAAGUAUCUCGAGAGCAUGAAGAUCAAGAUACUGGACCAGCUGCGGUAUAUACAGCACGCGCCGAGCGUGCAGCUACAGGAGAUACCGCCGGACUUGGAUAACGUUCGCAGUGAUCUUAUUAAACAGGAGGAGAGAUAA